Molecule: messenger RNA, 1829 nt
Organism: Camelus dromedarius (Arabian camel)
Lineage: Eukaryota; Metazoa; Chordata; Mammalia; Artiodactyla; Camelidae
Gene: MATK
Product: megakaryocyte-associated tyrosine kinase
Exons: 13
Coding region: 200-1618 (472 amino acids)
Biological process (GO): protein phosphorylation
Molecular function (GO): protein binding; non-membrane spanning protein tyrosine kinase activity; ATP binding
Source: RefSeq, a predicted model, not a curated record
CCCAGCCCUCCUUCCUCCCCCAAAAUGAGGAAACGGAGCAACUUGCUCCAAGUUGUGCAGCCGGGGCCGCCUUGGGGUGCGCAGGCGGCGCGCGGGGGCCCUCCUGGGGGCGGGUGCGGGGUACGGCCCAGGGGCGCCCCCUGAACAGGGGAGCCCUCGCUUCCUCCACGCCUGGCACCCCUCACCCAGCUCAGCCAGGAUGCCAACGAGGCGCUGGGCCCCGGGCACCCAAUGCAUCACCAAAUGUGAGCACACUCGCCCCAAGCCCGGGGAGCUGGCCUUCCGCAAGGGCGACGUGGUCACCAUCCUGGAGGCCUGCGAGAACAAGAGCUGGUACCGCGCCAAGCACCAUGCCAGUGGCCAGGAGGGGCUGCUGGCGGCCGGCGCGCUGCGGGAGCGGGAGGCCCUUUCCGCUGACCCGAAGCUCAGCCUCAUGCCGUGGUUCCACGGGAAGAUCUCCGGCCAGGAGGCUGUGCAGCAGCUGCAGCCACCAGAAGACGGGCUGUUCCUGGUGCGAGAGUCCGCGCGGCACCCAGGCGACUACGUGCUCUGUGUGAGCUUCGGCCGUGAUGUCAUCCACUACCGUGUGCUGCACCGGGACGGCCACCUGACCAUCGACGAGGCAGUCUGCUUCUGCAACCUCAUGGAUAUGGUGGAGCAUUAUAGCAAGGACAAGGGGGCCAUCUGCACGAAGCUGGCGAAACCCAAGAGGAAGCAGGGCACCAAGUCAGCAGAGGAGGAGCUGGCCAAGGCCGGCUGGUUACUAAACCUGCAGCAUUUGACACUGGGAGUGCAGAUCGGAGAGGGGGAGUUUGGAGCCGUCCUGCAGGGCGAGUACCUGGGACAGAAGGUGGCCGUGAAGAACAUCAAGUGCGACGUGACGGCCCAGGCCUUCCUGGACGAGACGGCGGUCAUGACGAAGAUGCAGCAUAAGAACCUGGUGCGUCUGCUCGGUGUGAUCCUGCACCAAGGCCUCUACAUCGUCAUGGAGCACGUGAGCAAGGGUAACCUGGUGAACUUCCUACGGACGCGGGGCCGGGCCCUCGUAAACACCCCGCAGCUCCUGCAGUUUUCCCUGCACGUGGCCGAGGGCAUGGAAUACCUGGAGAGCAAGAAGCUGGUGCACCGAGACCUGGCCGCCCGGAACAUCCUUGUGUCCGAGGACCUGGUGGCCAAGGUCAGCGACUUCGGCCUGGCCAAAGCCGAGAGGAAGGGACUGGACUCCAGCCGGCUGCCAGUCAAGUGGACGGCACCCGAGGCUCUCAAACACGGGAAGUUCUCCAGCAAGUCAGAUGUCUGGAGUUUUGGGGUGCUGCUGUGGGAGGUCUUCUCAUACGGCCGGGCUCCAUACCCCAAGAUGCAUGCCCUUUGCCCACAGUCGCUGAAGGAGGUGUCAGAGGCCGUGGAGAAGGGGUAUCGCAUGGAGCCCCCCGAAGGCUGCCCAGGCCCCAUCCAUGCCCUCAUGAGCAGCUGCUGGGAGGCUGAGCCGGCUCGCCGACCGCCCUUCCGCAAACUGGCCGAGAAGCUGGCCCGGGAGCUGCGCAGCGCCAGUGCUUCGGCCCCCACUGGGGGGCAGGACGUGGACAGCUCCACCUCGCCUCACAGCCAGGAGCCCUGACCCUGCCCACAGGGCCUCAAGCCCCAGAGGACCGAGAGAGUAGGGGGUACAGGGUGGGGACUUGGUCCAGGCUUGAAGAGGAGCAGGGCCAGCGAGCUGCCCACCCGGCUAGCAUCGUAGGGGCAGGCCCAUGUGGGGGGCUGCGGGCCGCCCAUGGGCACCACAGCUCCGGGGAGGCGAAGAAUUAGCACCUGGAUAAAGACUGGUACCA